AUGGCGUAUGUGUCGUGCGUAAAGCAAGCACUUGGUGCGACGAGAAUAUGGCCAGGAAAGCUCAGAAUCUAUAGGAGGGCACAUGGUUGGGUACGCGACGGAUUCUACACGACCGAUAAGUGGUGCGACUAUGAUUUCAUGUUACACGGAUGGAAACUUCAGACCGUAGGUGAUGAAGGAUGGGAGAGUCCCUUCAGGAAGAAUCUUGAUCCCUCAAAAUGUGGAGAGGGCACAGAAGGCUGGGACUGGAUACUCACAAAGCAUGUCAAUGCCACUGUAAUCAAAAACGAGCUCGCUCCUUACGAGAAAUACGCUGGCGAUACAUUCCCAAAUGCAGCAAGACGUCUUAUGUAUAUCACUAUGCCGGACGUUGGGAAAUGCUAUCCAAACUCCUUCAUUACAACCAUUGGCAGAAACUAUCUGCAACGUUAUGGGCGCCGUUGGCUAAUACUAGAUGACACUUUUAACGUCACGAAGUAUUCCUUCCGCUUAGCGACAAUCGCUGCUGCGGAUGACGCAGGCAACGGAUUUCCCUCUAAGUGGUUUUCCUCUACAAUGCGCAGUGUAGGACGUCACAAAAAAGCGCUGAAGUUUUAUCGCGAGAAGCCGAACGCAUACGCAAUAACCGGAGACAAUCGCUGGGCUGUCGUGUGCGAGUGCCGCACUGAUCAAGUUUACAAGAUCAGAACAGUAGAAGCUCGCGAUUGCAGAGCCGAGCGAAACUCCCACUGCGAAAGAUGCAACAUUUGCGCAUGUCGUGUGUGUUGUAACUGUUACGUAGCAUAUCAGGCUGGCGUUUGUUGUAUACAUGCACAUGCUUUAGCCACGUUUUGUGAGAAAGUCGCUUCCAAACUCUCUCCGACAAACACAUUCACACGCGUAGGGCCGAAACCAGUCAAAAUACAGACGCUAAAAACUAGAUUUGCGCUGAAUCGAGAAAAAUCCUGCCGACGAAAGUUGGCUGACAGAAACGUAAUUGAGGAGACGCGCCGGUGUGCUACACCAACCACACAACUUGCAAAGCUUGGGGUCAGCUUGUAUGCACUUCUGGGGUGGAUACAACGUGUGCAGUCUGUAAAGAAGGGAUGGCAGUACGAGGAUGUUCCUUAG
Cylicocyclus nassatus is the source of this 1110-nucleotide messenger RNA. The record is from the annotation of a GenBank genome assembly. Lineage: Eukaryota; Metazoa; Nematoda; Chromadorea; Rhabditida; Strongylidae.